This is a messenger RNA of Pseudocercospora fijiensis CIRAD86, 507 nucleotides long. RefSeq lists its product as uncharacterized. The transcript has 8 exons. Bases 1 to 507 code for a protein of 168 amino acids. The record is from RefSeq and is a predicted model, not a curated record. Lineage: Eukaryota; Fungi; Ascomycota; Dothideomycetes; Mycosphaerellales; Mycosphaerellaceae.
AUGACUCGUCCCUCAACCCAUAGUAGGAAUUGCAGCGACGCAAAGCAGGAUAGAAGUUGCUGCCAGGUCGUACGGAGGGAUCACGGCAGUUUAAUCGAUUACUUCCACAUGCGCGAGGACUGGCGAGAACAGCAAGAGCCAAUUUGCAUCGAUCUGCGAAACCAAAGUUCACCCAGUGGUGUCACCGAUCAGUCCCGUCACAAGAUCCGUUGCUUGGGAGGAAGAGUUCUUACACUGAUCUCUGAGACGCGAUUUCCAGCUUACUGGGUACAGGCGGUAGCUCGUCGGACCCCGCGCAAGUCAUUCUCCAGCACAAUAGAAGCUGGUCAAAAGACACACAAGCUUCUGAUGCCGGCCUUGAAGGAAGGGAAAGUCAUCCCGUACAUUGCUGCCAUACAUGCAUUUCCCUGCUCACAAUUGUCAGUACGAGAACCUCACAUGGCACAACGAGGCACAGCGAGCAAAAUUAUUCAAUCUGCAGUGCAAGAGGUAGCCAAGUGUACGUGA